Melozone crissalis (California towhee) is the source of this 2174-nucleotide messenger RNA. Its product is annotated as mediator of RNA polymerase II transcription subunit 1-like. NCBI's taxonomy places the organism in Eukaryota, Metazoa, Chordata, Aves, Passeriformes, Passerellidae. The transcript is spliced from 7 exons. Gene Ontology annotation, molecular function: transcription coregulator activity; nuclear vitamin D receptor binding; nuclear retinoic acid receptor binding. Bases 1 to 924 code for a protein of 307 amino acids. Gene Ontology annotation, biological process: cellular response to thyroid hormone stimulus; regulation of transcription by RNA polymerase II. The record is from RefSeq and is a predicted model, not a curated record. Gene Ontology annotation, cellular component: mediator complex.
AUGUCUGUCCCUCCUGCUGCUCAGCUAAUCCCCCAUCUGGAGAAUAGAGGGGGCGUGUCCUGCCAUGCUCAAUCCAUGUUUUCUGUGAUGAAUGUGUUGGAACGUUUAUCCAGACAAAAAGGACUUACUGUUCAUGUUAGCCCCAGUGGGACCACCUGCUACAUAACAUCAAUGAUGUUUUAUGUAGAAAUUCAGCUGGAGGAGGAUGGAGAUGUGAUGGAUGUAAAGUUGGCUCACUUUGAAGAAGCUCCUGUGUCUCUUCCAGAUCAUCCAAAGCACUGUUACUUCAUAAACAAGGGCUCAGAAAAAUCAGUUGUAGCAGGAGCCUUGGUCAGUAAAAUCCCAUUUAGCCAUGCAAAGUGUGUGCCUGGUGUGAUAGAGAUUCUUCGACAUCAAGUGGCAUAUAACACUCUUAUUAGCAGCUGUGUCUCUGAGAAGCAUAUAAAUGAAGAUGAUUCAGAACUGCUUUACUUUGAAGUGGUACCACACAAGAACACCAGCUUUUCUGUCUUUUUCCUUCAUCCUGUGAAAGAGAAUUUAGCCUGUGUGGUAAUUGAUGUUAUAAGCUCUAGAGAAGUCCAAUGUCACCUUCAUUUAAAUCCUCAAGAUCCAACUCUAAAUUCUACUGAUGACUUCAUAGCAAGAGCUGUGAAACGUUGCAUGUCAGUCCCAGUUGUCAUGAGAGCUGUUUUCAGGAACGUUGCCAAGGUGAAAGCUGACAGUGAAACACAAGAUAUGGACGCAGAACAACCUGGACCACAGCUGGAGCAAACUACAGAUUCUGACAGUCUCAAAGAAAGCCUUUCUGGUGCUGGUCAGCAAGACUGGGCAGUGAAAGAUAAGCCAAAUGAUACAGAGACUACAGAAGAAAAUCUCUCUACAGCCAAACUGGAAACUCUGGGUGAUAACAUGGAAAAAAAGUAGCCCCUCACUAUACACUGAAACCUUGUGGAGGAAAGCAAUUCCAUAGCUAGUAUAGAAGCUGAUAUAACAGACAAAAACCUGAUGGUUUUAUAAGCAAAAAUGAAGCCUACUUAGUGAUUUGCACAUGGUAUCUCCUCUUUGCAGACUUUUAAAUAUGGGAAAGUAAUUCCCUUGAAUCUGCAUUUUAAAACAUCCAAAUCUGUAAAGUCUAACACUGUUCUAUUAACCUUUGUUUUGUCUUGUUACUGAAAAACUAAAAUAUCGUAGUGGUAAACAAGAUUCCCUCUAACACUGUCUUUUUUAUUGUUAGAGGGUAAGGCAUUACUUUAUUCUUGGUCAAGAGAUAGGUGUUCCUGACAAAGUUCAGCCUCAAUGCUGAUCCCAACACAAAACUUUUUUGCUUAUUUAUGCAUUUUUUGUGAACAGACAUUAAUGUUCAUUGGUUUAAUUUACAUAAUUCUCUUCAUUAAUUAGUAUUCUACCCCCUAUUAGUUAUUUAUUUCUUUCUCUUCAUGCUAAUCUGGUCCACAUCCUUUAUUCCUUCUUUUAUCUUUUUCUCCAACUUUCCAGGCCUUAAUCUCCUCCAUAUCUUCUGGUUACUCUAAUGUCCUUGAAGGGCCAUAAAUUUAAGAUCCCAGAGGCCCAAUCUUCAAAUUCCUUUGCUUUGUUCAUUGAAGACAGUCGGGCUUAGUUUUAACAAACUCAAGGUUUCAGUGAUUUAAUGAUCGAAGUAGGUCUGUGAAGAAGCUUAAUUGGUGUUGGCUAAAAGUGGGCACUGCUUACAAUUAGUUAAAACAACUAAUUAAAAAUUAGUUAGGAAAAUUAUAUAUAUAUUCCAACACUGCACCAUUUUCUACCAGAAUAUGGAAGAAAUCUGUAUUUUACAUGAUACAGUCUAUAACACAAUGCAGGCAUGUGAAGAAAAGUAAUGUUUAUCCUGUCAAUAUUAUGCUAAAUAAAUUGAAAAAACUUACUUGAAUGAUUUUUGUAUAUACACAAUUAAUGCAGACACCCCUCUUUUUCCACUAUUUCAUAAAUGCAUUCAAUCUAAUACUCUGAACUGCAGUUCUGCUUACUCCUAAAGGAGAAGUGGUACAGAAAGGAAACCAAAAUUACAGUCUGUCAACUCUGACAGGGUAAUGGAGUCUUUAGUAAGAAUGUUGUAUAAACUCAGGCUCUGAAAAACAAGGAAUUUUUGCCUUAGAUUUUUUCUGCCUUUAAGUAUGAAAUGGUUUUGUAUGGGUUUUUUU